Molecule: messenger RNA, 2275 nt
Organism: Neohortaea acidophila
Lineage: Eukaryota; Fungi; Ascomycota; Dothideomycetes; Mycosphaerellales; Teratosphaeriaceae
Exons: 1
Coding region: 136-2016 (626 amino acids)
Source: RefSeq, a predicted model, not a curated record
CGCAACUUCAUCUCACCCCCCCUCGCGUGCUUCCACCUGCUUCUGCUCAUCGUAAUGGCCCGAUAGCCUCUCGCUGGCCUCUUACAUCUCGAACGAAGAGGCCAGCAUAUUCUUGCGGCUCCUCGUCCAUCCAAAAUGGGCUUCAAAACGCCACUUUCCAACCGUUUCGCGCAGCUGCUGAUUCUUGCUGCCUGCCUGAUCCUCGCCAUCUGGCUGCUCGCGCCAACAACGCGUUUGACGCCGCACAUCGACCUUCCCACUGGCAUCUCUUGGUCAAGACCAAAGCCUGUCGACGCCGAGGCUGCGAGCGGGCCUCCGGACGUGUCACCUACCGUGCACCACCCUAUCGACACCCUCAUCCAGAGCGCCACCCUCGAGUUCAACAGUCUUCUCUCGAAAGAGACCCUCACCCUCCAUGAAGCCGCAGAGGCCUACCGCAAGCGCCGUGGCCGCCAGCCACCACCCCUCUUCGACAAAUGGUUCGAGUUUGCCCAGAACAGCUCGGCGGUCAUCGUGGAGGACUUCUUCGAUCGCAUCUAUCAUGACCUCAACCCCUUCUGGGGCAUGCCGGCGAAAGAGAUACGAGAGAUUGCGCACACUUUCAAGGGCCGCAUAUCAAUAAGAGACGGCGCCGUCAACUGGUGGACGGCCAAUCAGCAGCCGGAAUGGCUGAGGCAAUGGUCGAAAAUGAUCACUCCUUUCGCGUCGAAUCUGCCGGAUGUCGACAUGCCCAUCAACGAGAUGGACGAGUCGCGGAUGGUCGUCGAGUGGGCAACCAUCAAUGAGCACAUGAAACGGGCGGAGAAAACGAAGCGCAUGGUCUCCCAGGCGGAGCUGAAGAAUAAAUAUCAAAGCCUGUCGUACCUCGACGCCAAUCCCCCCGCUCCAUACGAUCCCAAAUUCGCCCGCACCGGCUUGUACUGGGAGAAGGCGGUGGUUGGAUGCGCGCCAGGCAGCCCGGCGAGGAAGAUGAAACUCGACACUGAUUUCGCAUCUCCGCCUCAUUUCGCGGGCAAAUACCCCCCCGCCUCCUACGAGGGCUAUGUGCGAAACUGGACCCUCACAAUGUCCCCUUGUGACAAUCCGCAUCUCCAAGCACUGCACGGGACCUUUAUCGAGCCGCUUUCCAUGCAGCACACGAGGCAGUUCUGGCCACUGUUUGGCGGAAGCAAGCUCCCCAUGAACAACGAGAUUCUGCUGCCGGCUGCGAUGUAUUGGACCGACGAUCCCUUCUACUCCGGUGGCCAAGACCACGGGGAAGCGUGGAGAUUGAAAAAGGACAAGCUCGUCUGGCGAGGAGCUGCGUCUGGCGGCCGCAAUAAGGCGGACAACUGGCGGCGUUUCCAACGCCACCGAUUCGUGAGCAUGGUCAACGGCACAACUGUCCGGGAAGCAGAGCUCAACGCGGACGAGCCGCCGCAGAACUUCGUGUUGCCAGCCAAGAACUCCUACCGCCUUGCUGCCAUGGCGUCCGAUUCCAAGCCGGGCGAUUUGGGCGAAUGGAUCGGCUCGUGGUCGGACGCGGCCUUUGUGCACCUUCUCUGCUUCCCGAAGCCGCCGCCGGAGCAUAAGCGCAUGUGCGAAUACACCGACCCCUACUUCCACGUGGUCGACCGGCUCGCCAUGGCCGACCAGUACGACUUCAAGUACCUCCCCGACAUCGACGGCAACUCGUUUUCCGGCCGCUACCGCGGCUUCGUCGGCAGCACAUCCCUCCCCAUCAAAGCCACCAUCUACCAAGAGUGGCACGACAGCCGACUCGUGCCGUGGAAGCAUUUCGUGCCCAUGGACAACACGUUCAUCGACAUCUACGGUAUCAUGGAGUAUUUUAUUGGAAACCACGGCGCGGGCGUUGCCGGGCACGACAACGAGGCCAGGGAGAUUGCGCUGGGGGGCAAGAAGUGGGCGGAGCGGGUGUUGAGACAUGAGGACAUGCAAAUCUACGUCUUCCGCCUGCUGCUAGAGUAUGCGCGGUUGUGCGAUGAUGACCGCGAGGUGAUGGGAUGGAAGGAGUAGCGAUACCCAUGGGCGUGGAUUUGAUCGUCGGCGUAUCUUGGAGUUUAGGUAGGGUUUAAUCGAAUUGUUCUGUAACUUCUAGCGUGUGAUCGGCCAUAUCAAUGCAAAGAGAUACCGUUGGAAAGUCGCUGUGCAAUGCUGGUCUGUAUCGAACGGUGCUGAGUGUGGCGUCCGGCGUGGCUGGUGCACGGCAAAGACAGGGUCCAUCCAGCGCUUGCCUUCAUCAAAUUAUCAUCUCAAGUUUUUUGAACAACCCAAC